ACUACCGUCGUUCGUUAUCUCCAUGCGACAAUAAUUUUAUUUAUAAAUUGUGAUAUCUUAUAUGCAUCGUUACUGCUCAACGGUGAAAUCUCGAAAUGUUUCAAAAACGGAAAAGUAUCAUUUAGACAUAACCUAAGCACUGUGUUAUAGCAAAAAAUAUUUUGUUAAAAACUUUUUGGUAAAAAUUGUAUGACUGAGUUACAUAAACAUUUAUCAGAUACAGUAGUCCCUGUUACCAGACGUUCCAGAAGGAACAAGGAAUCUUACUUGAGCUUGAAAGAUAAUGGAUUUUAAUAAUACAAAAUUCGAUACUAAAACAGUUGAACCCUUUCCGUUACGUACUUCACGAUUUUGAUAUAUUUUUUAACCACAAUAUAUAAUUUGUAUCAGAAUUUCCCAUCCUUUUUUGUGCAGUAUUCUGCACUGGGUAAUUUUUUUAACGCAUCUUACGUGCAGUUUUGUAGAUCUUUUUGAGAAUGGAAGAUAAGGAAAAUAAACCAAGGCAACUGAGUUGCUUGACUCGGGGUCCAGGACCAGCAUAUCUAUUACCAACAUUAGUGGGUUACGUGGGACACGACCCAUCCCGUUACAGAAACCCAGCGUACAGUAUGAAUUUUCGAACACAUACAAACAUCUAUAGCGUGGGCCCGGGCCCAUGUUACAAAAUAGAUCAGCAAACGAAAUUUGGGAUAGAGAAAUCACCAGCUUUCACGAUGGGCCAUAGGGAAAUGUCAAAGUUACAGAACACAGGACCAGGUCCAGGAUCCUACAAUCCCGAACAUUGUCCACCGAUGAAUCACAGUAUCAGACCUGCUGCAUAUUCCAUACAAUCACGAUACGGUGGAAAGUUAACCGAUAGUGGACCUGGACCAAACGCAUAUCUGGUACCAACUUGCAUAGGACCCAAAAUUCCAGACAAGAAGGCAGAAGGAGCCUUCACUAUUUCUGGGCCACAUCCAGGAAGCCGAUACGAAUCGAGUCCUGGACCAGCUGCUUAUCGGAACGUUAAUUGUGAUUUGGUUAAAAAAAAAAUGCCGGCAUACACUGUAUCUUCAAGAGUUGGGCCUCGUGAGGCCUUUCGUGAUGGUCCAGGACCUCAGUAUUAUCCUCAGGUUUAUAAAGGAAAGAAACCUCCCAUGUAUUCAUUUGGUGUUAGACACAGCGAGUGUGCCACUACGCCCGUUACAGAAUAUGACGAAUAAAGUUUAUACUGGGAAUUCUAUUGUCACUUGUUUGAUUGACAACGUACCAUUGAACCCCUUAUUAAACAGUUUUUAUAUUCCGGACGUGAAGGAAUAUUAUUGUAGUUAGAAGGAUCACUAGUUAUCUAGAUAACUAGUAUAGAAUAUGUCAAUCAGUUUUGACAAUACAUUAAUAAGAAGCCAGAUAUAUCAACAUUGGCCAUGGCAAUGUAUUUUGAUAAAAAAUGGCGAUGUCAUUUUUCGAUCCUAAAAUAUAACAUUUUUGAAGCAGCAAAU
Molecule: messenger RNA, 1478 nt
Organism: Cephus cinctus (wheat stem sawfly)
Lineage: Eukaryota; Metazoa; Arthropoda; Insecta; Hymenoptera; Cephidae
Product: outer dense fiber protein 3-like
Exons: 4
Coding region: 477-1202 (241 amino acids)
Cellular component (GO): cytoskeleton
Source: RefSeq, a predicted model, not a curated record